Messenger RNA from Nanorana parkeri, 3493 nucleotides. It is a transcript of the gene PROM1, whose product is annotated as prominin 1. Gene Ontology annotation, molecular function: cholesterol binding. Gene Ontology annotation, cellular component: microvillus; prominosome; cilium. The record is from RefSeq and is a predicted model, not a curated record. NCBI's taxonomy places the organism in Eukaryota, Metazoa, Chordata, Amphibia, Anura, Dicroglossidae. The transcript is spliced from 30 exons. Bases 482 to 3112 code for a protein of 876 amino acids.
GCAGCUGUGAGUGUGAAGCCCCUGAUGAUGAAUAAUGGAUGAUGGGUGGUCUUAGCUCAGGAAUCCUGACUGUCAUUGGGCUGACUUCUCCCUUCGCUGGGUGCUCAAUGAGGAUGCAGCAGAUCCACUCCCUGCAGGAAAGCGAGCCAAGCUGGCAGCCCAGCUCUGCCACACAUGUACCAAGACUUCACUGACCCCAGGGGGCGACCCCAUCAAUGACAGACAGCCAAUUCCACCGCACCAGGGGGCUUCACCUUGACCUUCCUUUCUUCUCCACACCGGCCAUGGGCAAGGUGCUGCAGCAGUGACCUGUAAUAUCCUGUCUGCUAAAUCCCUUCCUACCUCCAAGUGAGCAGACGCUCCGAUCACAGCCAGGGAUAAAGAUACUGACUGCUCUGCUGCACACUGCGACUGACCGAGAAGACCCCGCACUUUCUACACCCCUCCAACCAUCUCUGAGGCUGAUGUGGUUCUAAUACAAAUGGCUCCCAAACUUUUCAUUCUUCUGCUGCUUUGUGGAAGUACUGGCUCUGAAAAGCCCCUUUCUUAUAACAGCGCCCCGAAGCCUCUGGAUUUUGGAUAUGUACCCACUGGAACAUAUGAUACCAGUGCCUAUGAUGAGCCCGGGGCUAUAGGCUUACUGUUUCACAUAGUCCAAGGAUUCCUGUAUAUUGUACAGCCAAAUGCGUUCCCUCAAGAUUUAGUGAAGCGAAUAGCAGUACAGAAGUUUGGCUCGUCACGCAGUGACUAUCAAAAGCCGGAGAAUGUUGUCAUAGCUUUGCAGACAAUACAAUAUGGGAUUGGCUUCAUCGUGGCAGCAGCCCUCGGUGUCCUGUUUUUCCUGCUCAUGCCUAUGGUGGGGCUGUGCUUCUGCAUGUGUCGCUGUUGUGAGAACUGUGGCGGUGAGAUGCACCAGAGACAGAAGAAGAACGCAGACUGUCAGAGAGGCUGCUUUGCCACCUUCCUGUUUGUGACAUCUCUGCUAAUCAGUCUGGGAGUGCUAUGUGCUUUUGCGGCAAAUCAGAAUCUCACUAGUCAGAUUCGAGGAUCAAGGACAUUGGUGCAAAGCAACUUCAAGGAUUUGAAAACCUUGCUGACAGACACCCCAGUGCAAAUUGACUAUUUAUUGACCAAGUUCAACUCCACCAAGGAAAAAGCCCUAUCAGAGCUCAAUAAUGUCGGGCCAUUACUGGGUGAACGUGUUCAUGAACAUCUCGGGAAAGAAGUACGCCCAGCUUUUGAUUCAGUUCUUAACAUGGCAGGAGCAAUCAAGGAGACUAAAGAAGCUUUGGAGAAGGUCAGUGUGUCAGUGGAAGUGCUCCAGGAAGUAAUGAACAGGCUAAAUGCAAACCUUACAGAUGCUAAGAUACAGCUGGACAGCACACUGAGUGACCCAGCAUGUUUCACUGACGUCGCUAUAAUUCCUUGCAACAAAAUCAAGAAUUCCCUCUCAAAGCUGCAAGUCAAUGCAAAUUUCAGUGCGUUACCAGAUGUAAGCAUCCAUCUUGGAAAAUUAAACCAUGUUCUCAAAACUGACCUCAGCAUUUUGGUGCAAAAGGGAUAUGCUGCAUUCAAUAGCACUCCGGAAAUGGUACAGAAUCAAACCAGACAGAUUGAGGAAGCUAUUCCUUUUGUGAAGAACAUCUUGGAUUCCAUUGGAGUAAAUAUCACUAACUUUUCAAAAAUGAUCCCAAUUCUUCAAGUCAUGUCCAACUUGACAUCAUAUCUAGCGCAGAGUGAGAUGUUUAUUCGGAACUACUACCCUGUGGUUGAACAGUACGACUUUUACAGGUGGUUGGGCUCCCUCGUUCUCUGCUGUAUGGUCACACUCAUUGUAGUCUUCUAUUUCCUUGGUCUGCUAUGUGGUUCUUGCGGUUAUGACCAGCAUUCAUCUCCGACUACUAGAGGCUGCAUCUCCAAUACCGGGGGAACCUUCCUUAUGGCUGGUGUUGUAUUCAGCUUCAUCUUCUCCUGGGUCCUUAUGCUCAUUGUAACCAUCACAUUCCUGGCUGGCGGAAAUGUUGAAAAGCUGGUAUGUGAACCAUUCCAAGACAAGACUUUGUUUAAGGUUCUGGAUACUCCUUAUCUGCUGAACUCACAGUGGAAAAAUUACUUGUCUGGAGUCCUCUACCAAAAUGCCAAUAUCAAUCUUACGUUUGAAAAAGUGUACAGUGACUGCAAGGACAACAAAGGCAUUUUUACUGCACUUCAGUUUGAUAACCUUUUUAAUCUCAAUGAAUUCCUCAACAUCAGCAUGUAUGUAGAUGAAAUAUCAGAACGGAUUGACGCAAUGAACAUUAAUCUGAACAGCAUUGUGUUGCUUGAUGAUAAAGGAAAACAGAACUUAAUGGAAUUCAGUUCCACCGGAAUUGAUGGCAUAGAUUUUGAUGCAUUUCUGAUAGAAGUGGGAAAAAGCAGUACAAAAGCUGAUCUCUUGGCAUUUGCCAAUGAUUUGGAAGCAGAUGCUGACAUGUUGCCAAAAGGAGCGUUAGGAAAUGCUUUAAAAGGACACGCUAAUAGUAUACGGAUGAUACAUAUUCAGCAGAUUGUACCGAUGGAGCAAACAAUGAAAUAUGUUAAAGCUAGGAGUUCUUUGACUCAAAGCAUUAAGCUGUUAGAGAGGACAUCAUUUGAUAUUGAGGGAAAGGUACUUGAUGUCAUCUCAUCCAUUGAUGCAGCUCAAAACCUGAUCAACAAUAAUGCAUCUACAAUUAUAAAACAGGAAUCUAAAAAGUUUAUGGACACCGUCAUCAGCUAUUUUAUACAGUAUGUGCAGUGGGUGAAAGAUUCUAUAGCCUUGGACGUUGCUGGAUGUAAACCCAUAGCCAAUGCUAUAGACACCGCCGUGGAUGUGUUUUUAUGCAGCUACAUUAUUAAUUCAGUGAACUCAUUCUGGUUUGGUUUGGGAGGAUCUACAAUAUUUUUAAUUCCUGCCAUCAUUUUUGCUGUCAAGUUAGCAAAGUUCUAUCGCAGAAUGGACACAGAAGAUGUUUAUGAUGAUGUUGAAACUGUCCCCAUGAAAAAUCUGGAAAAUGGUAAUAAUGGUUAUCAUAAUGAGUAUUUGUAUGGUAUACGCAAUCCUAUUAUGACAAGUGCUGUUGAACAGUGGUAGAAGGCAGUGAAGAUGACAGUGUGGUUUUAUUCUGUGUGAAGACAAUACAACCAUUCUGUGCAGAAUGUCUAACGUCUGCAAUACAGAUACCAGGAUCCUGUCUAAAAGACGUUGCCGAGGAGGAUUCAAACAUUCCUUUCAAUAACUAUUUACAUGGGCCGUAGGAAUAAAGUUCACCGCCUGCAACAAUACUUUUAUUUGUUUUGAACACACAAACCCUUCACUGCCAAGAAGUAAUGCUAUGCAUAGCGCAACAGUGAAGUUAUUAACAAGUGUUUACACUAGUGCUAAUUUUUGUAUCAAGAACUUUUUGUAUUUAUACUCACUAUUUAUUAUGGUAUAUUAGUUUUACAUAUUCUGUGUAAAAGAACAUAAAAGGGG